UUAAUUUGCAGUGAGAUGUGAUCUGAAGCACGUUAUUGGGUCCAUAAAUUCACCGUUCUUUCACAUUCUCUGAUUCACUCUCCAACAACUUAACACACCCUUUUUGUCUUUUACCUUCCCUGAUCCGCAAGUUUCUGUCUUUAAGCAUCUUCAAGAAUGGAAGAAGAAGAUCAUCAUCAUCAAGAACAAGAACUGAUGAGGCACGUGUGCAAGUUCUGCAACAAGAGCUUCCCUAGUGGAAGAUCCUUAGGGGGUCACAUGAGGUCUCACGUGACCAACAACAACCAUGAAGCCGAAGAGAAAGAGAAGCUUUCAUCAUCUGAAGCUGGAACAAUCACUAACAACAGCAGUGGCUAUGGUUUGAGGGAGAAUCCCAAGAAGACAUGGAGGAUCAUUGCGGAUUCAUCAACUAAUAGUGAAGACAACAACAACAACAACAACAACAACAACAAUUCUUCUUCUUUUUCUUCUUUGUUGAUGUGUGACAAGCUUUGCAAAGAGUGUGGAAAAGGGUUCAGUUCUUGGAAGGCCUUGUUUGGCCACAUGAAACGCCAUUCCCACUCGUCUUCUGCUUCUGCCUCUGAUCAAGAUUCUUGUUGGACAACGAAGAAGCUUCUUGUAAUGGAUUCACAAUCUGAUAAUGAAGCCACUACUGCUGCUCCUCCAAGAAGGAGAACAAGGUCAAAGAGGAAAACAACAAGAAGGUAUAACAUUGCUUCUGCUUCGACGACUAGUUUCGCUGCGAAAACUUCUUGUUCUGUUUACUCUGAGGCUGAGGUUGAGGUUGAGAUUGAGCAGGAGCAAGAGGAGGUUGCUAUGAGCUUGAUGAUGCUUAGUAGAGAUGUUGGUAAUUGGUGGAGUGCUCGUGAUGGUGGUGUUCAUUCUCUUGCUGAGUCUUCUUCGGUUGUUAGGACUAGAAUUCAGGACAAGAAGAUGAUGAAGAUCAAUGCUUGUUCUGAGGUUGGAAGAGUAGGAAGAAGCGCAGAACUUUUGGAUUUGGAUUUGGAGGAUGAUGGAUUUGAACAUGGCAAGAAGUACAGUUCAAUCAAGGAGAAGAUUUCGGAUUGUUCGAAUUCGAAUUCGGCUAAUAAGAGGGGAAAGUUUGAGUGUACUACUUGCAAGAGGAUCUUCCAUUCUUAUCAAGCACUUGGAGGGCAUAGAGCAAGUCACAAGAAGAUUAAGGGAUGCUUUGGUUCAAACAAUGAUAACAGCAUUCAGAUUGAGAUUGAGAUUGAGACUGAACUCUCUCCUAACAACAAAAUUGAGAGUUUACAGAAUGAACAACUUGGUUUUGAUGAUUAUGAUGAUGAUGAUGAUGAUGAGGCUGAAGAAGAAGAUAACAAGACAGCAAAGAAGGUAAACAAAGUUCAUGAGUGUCCAAUUUGCUUGAAAGUUUUUGCUUCUGGACAAGCAUUGGGUGGACACAAGAGAUCUCACACUGCCAAAAUUGAGGAACAGGAAGAAGAACAAGUUCAAGAAAUUAGGGUUAGGGAUUUGCUGGAUCUGAAUGUUCCAGCAGCAGCGGCUACUACUACUGAAGAGGAUGAAACUAACAACAGUUUCAAUGCUGAUUCUAAUAAUAACAAGAGACAUUGGUGGGAAGAGGCACCACUGCUAGGACUUAUCUCUCUUAACUAAAUCUCUUAGUUACAUUCAAAAUUGUAUAGACAUAUAUGCUUUCAAUUUUCCAUUGAUUGAUUCUUUUCAUGUCUUCUUACUUCUUAGACACUUUAAGAGGUGUUUCUGAUAUCUUUAGAAUUUUCAGCUACUUUUUUUUUUGUACACUU
Arachis stenosperma is the source of this 1787-nucleotide messenger RNA. RefSeq names its product zinc finger protein ZAT9-like. The transcript has a single exon. Bases 157 to 1638 code for a protein of 493 amino acids. Lineage: Eukaryota; Viridiplantae; Streptophyta; Magnoliopsida; Fabales; Fabaceae. The record is from RefSeq and is a predicted model, not a curated record.